Molecule: messenger RNA, 195 nt
Organism: Paramecium pentaurelia
Lineage: Eukaryota; Ciliophora; Oligohymenophorea; Peniculida; Parameciidae
Source: the annotation of a GenBank genome assembly
AUGAUGAUAUUAGUGACAAAAAUGUUCUACUUUGUUGAAUAUAAUGAAUAAGAAACUUAUUAUCAACUUAUAAUUAAGUAUCCAUUUUUAAUAAAUGAAUUAUUAGGUUCACUUUAUGUUUUAAAUGUCAAAAAUUUGAAUAUCCUUAUUCAAUUGUUGAAUUCCUAAAAUACUUUGCCUUUUAUUAUUGUUUGA